This is a messenger RNA of Fonsecaea erecta, 2412 nucleotides long. RefSeq names its product elongation factor G, mitochondrial. The transcript is spliced from 3 exons. Gene Ontology annotation, cellular component: mitochondrion. Gene Ontology annotation, molecular function: translation elongation factor activity; GTP binding; GTPase activity. The record is from RefSeq and is a predicted model, not a curated record. Lineage: Eukaryota; Fungi; Ascomycota; Eurotiomycetes; Chaetothyriales; Herpotrichiellaceae. Bases 1 to 2412 code for a protein of 803 amino acids. Gene Ontology annotation, biological process: mitochondrial translational elongation.
AUGAGUGCCUCCCGAGCUAUCGGAGGCUCUUCGAGGCUUCUCGCCAACUUGGCACGCUCGCACAACUCGACUCUCGCCCGACAAUGGAUCUGCCGACGCUGCGCUUCUACUGCAAUCGUCCCGGCCUUGUCCGCAGGCUUGAGGGCGCCGUCGAAACAAUGGCCGUUGGAUCGACGGUGGCAGCAACGAAGAGGUGCUGCUGGGGCCGCCGCUGCAAUGCUCGAGGAAGCCCAGGAUGACCCCGAGUCACUCUCUCAAGAAACCAUCAUUGACAACUUGUCGCCCGAGGAGGCGCACCGGCUGUCAAGAGUACGAAACAUUGGUAUUGCGGCGCACAUUGAUUCCGGCAAAACGACGGCGACAGAACGAGUCCUCUUCUACACGGGCCGGAUUAAGUCUAUCCACGAAGUCCGUGGUAAGGAUGCGGUCGGUGCGAAAAUGGACUCGAUGGAACUUGAGAGAGAAAAGGGCAUCACUAUCCAGUCUGCAGCUACUUUCUGCGACUGGGUCAAAAAGGAAGAUGGCAAAGAAGAAAAAUAUCAUAUCAACUUGAUUGACACGCCCGGACACAUUGACUUCACCAUUGAGGUGGAGCGAGCAUUGCGGGUGCUUGAUGGCGCUGUCAUGAUCUUAUGUGCCGUUUCCGGUGUCCAAAGCCAGACCAUCACAGUCGACCGACAGAUGCGGAGAUACAAUGUCCCCAGAAUCAGCUUCGUCAACAAAAUGGACCGAAUGGGCGCAAAUCCAUGGAAGGCCGUCGACCAGAUCAACAAGAAGCUCAAGAUUGCCGCUGCAGCUGUUCAGGUUCCCGUCGGCGCCGAAGAUGAGUUCCGCGGCGUGGUCGACCUCAUCACAAUGAAGACGUGCUAUGCUGAGGGUGAACGUGGCGAGAUCAUUGUCAUCAAGGAUGAAAUUCCGGCCGAAGUUCAACAGCUUGCCAAAGAGAAAAGAGCAAAGCUGAUCGAAACACUUGCCGAUGUUGAUGACGAGAUUGCCAACUUGUUCUUGGACGAACAGGAGCCCACGAUUGAGCAGCUGAAGGCCGCCAUCCGGAGGGCUACCAUCUCGCUCAAGUUCACGCCAGUCUUUAUGGGGUCUGCUCUCGCCGACAAAUUCAUCCAACCGAUGCUCGACGGUGUCUGCGACUAUCUCCCCAACCCAUCCGAAGUUUCCAACACCGCGUUGGAUCGAAGACAGAAGGAGGCUCCGGUCAAGCUUGUUCCUUACAACUCGCUGCCCUUUGUUGGGCUGGCAUUCAAGCUGGAAGAAUCAAACUUUGGGCAGCUCACCUAUAUCCGCGUGUAUCAAGGCAAACUGCGAAAAGGCCUCAACGUGUUCAAUGCCCGGACCGACAAGAGAGUCAAGAUCCCCCGUAUUGUUCGCAUGCACUCCAAUGAGAUGGAAGAAGUGAACGAAGUGGGUGCCGGAGAGAUCUGCGCGGUGUUUGGCAUCGAUUGUGCGUCCGGAGACACCUUUACCGACGGCCAGUUGGGUUACACUAUGACCAGCAUGUUCGUGCCCGAACCGGUCAUCUCGCUCAGCAUCAAGCCGAAGAACAACAAAGACUUGCCCAACUUCUCCAAAGCCAUUGCGCGGUUUCAGCGCGAGGAUCCCACUUUCAGGGUCCAUUUCGACACCGAAAGCGAGCAGACGAUCAUCUCGGGCAUGGGUGAGCUUCAUCUCGAGGUCUACGUCGAGCGUAUGCGUCGAGAGUACAAGGUCGACUGCGAAACAGGCCCACCCCGCGUUGCUUACCGGGAAACGAUCACCAAGCGUGUCGAAUUCAACCACCUCCUGAAGAAACAGACCGGUGGUGCAGGUGAUUACGCGCGUGUUGCGGGUUAUAUGGAGCCCAAGGGUAAUCUUGAGGGCAAUCACUUUGAAGAACACAUCAUUGGUGGUGCCAUUUCCGAGAAAUUCUUGUUUGCUUGUGAAAAGGGCUUUCAUUUGUCCUGCGAAAAGGGCCCCUUGGUCGGGCACAAAGUUCUCGGCGCAACCAUGGUCAUCAAUGAUGGUGCAACACACAUGACUGAUUCGAGCGAAAUGGCAUUCAAAAACGCGACGCAGCAGGCCUUCCGAAAGGCGUUCAUGGACGCCGACCCUGUGGUGCUGGAGCCGUUGAUGAAGACGGUCGUGACGGCCCCCACCGAGUUUCAAGGCAACGUGGUCGGACUGUUGCAAAAGCGCAAUGCGGUGAUCAAUGACACGGAAGUCGGCGUGGACGAAUUCACCGUCUGGGCUGACACCAGUCUCAACGGCAUGUUUGGAUUCAGCGGCAACCUCCGGGCCGCGACACAGGGCAAGGGCGAGUUCAGUAUGGAAUUCAGCCACUACGAGCGAGCACCGAUGCAGCUGCAGAAGGAGCUCCAGUCCGAGUUCUUGAAGGCCCAGGCUGAGAGAAAUAAAAAAUGA